UCUUUACUACAUUUCCGGAAAGUUUAGUCGCCGCAUCUGCCUCACCACUGUCUCUGGACGUACAGAAGUUUGCAUAAAUAUAUUUAUACAUUUAAAUUAAAAAAAUGAGUGAAAUUAAGCCAAAUAAUUCAGCUCCUGCUGGAGACAACGGAGAGGAAAAAGACUGGGCUGCGGCAAAAGCCUUUUUUGACAACCUCAAAACAAACAAACCGAGACCUCCCAAACCCCGGUUUGCUGUCACCAUCGCCGUGUCUUCGCGUACCCUCUUCAAUAUGGUGGCAGAGAGGAAAAUCUAUGAGGAAGAAGGAGUGGAGAAGUACGUGGUUUAUCAGGUGGAACAUGAAAACGAACCUCUAAAGCCAGGAGCUGCUUUCCCCUUCGUCAAGGCGCUGAUGAAUGUCAACUCUCGGCUGAGGGAGCUCUACCCAGACAGCGAGGAGCUGUUUGACAUCGUCUUAAUGACUAACAACCAUGCCCAAGUUGGAGUGCGCCUCAUAAACAGUAUUAAUCACUACGAUUUGACCGUAGAGAGGUUCUGUAUGACGGGAGGGAAAAGUCCUAUCGGUUACCUAAAGGCCUACAUGACAAACUUGUACCUCUCCAAGGACUCGGAGAAAGUCACAGAUGCCAUAGAGGAAGGCAUUGCUGCAGCCACGAUGUUCAUGCCUGAAACAGAGACCGAUUUGAGCGACACCCAGCUCAGAGUGGCGUUUGACGGUGACGCCGUCCUCUUCUCGGACGAGUCGGAGAUCAUCGUGAAGAAGCACGGCCUGGACACCUUCUUUGAGCACGAGAAGGAGUUUGAGAACAAACCUCUCGCUCAGGGUCCAUUAAAGUGUUUCCUGGAGGCUUUGGGAAAGCUCCAGAGAAAAUUCUACGCCAAGAAUGAGCGUUUGAACUGUCCCAUCCGAACCUUCCUGGUCACGGCCCGCAGUGCUGCUAGUUCUGGUGCUCGAGUCCUGAAGACUCUCCGAAGCUGGGGCCUGGAGAUCGAUGAGGCUCUCUUCCUGGCCGGGGCCCCUAAAGGGCCCCUGCUGCAGAAGAUAAAGCCUCACAUCUUCUUUGACGAUCAGAUGUUCCACAUUGAGGGGGCCAAGGAACUGGGAACCAUAUCUGCACACGUGCCCUACGGGAUCGGACAGAAGUACCACAAGGGGAAGCCCAUCGAGCAGCCUGCAAAAACGGAGAAACCUUAAGAUGGUUAAAAUAUUAAAUAAGCACUACACUCAUCUGUUCCCACAAUCAGAUUUUAAUUAUUAAAAAAACAGCAGUAACUUUUAGAGGAUUCACGUAAUGAAUCAAUGAUGCAGUCUACAAAGUUUUCAGCUUUUGGGGGAGGUUUAUAAAAUAAUUUCUACUGUUCUCUCUUGGAUGGGGUUUUAUCGAUGAGAGGGGGAAUUUAUUUUCAAAGCAAGAGUUAAAAUAAGUGCCGUACUUUGACUACAUGCUGGUUUUGCCUUUUAACUGUAAUCUGUGUAUCUGUUUACCUUUUAAAAGUUGUCGUCUUUUCCUCAUUUUGUCAUUUUCUUUACACUUUUAUAUAAUAAACACUUGUUUAUUUUGUUUGUCAUGUUCAGUAUGACCAGCGGUGGAGAAUGUAUCUGCUGUAUUAGUGGGGGUCUGUUUUUUUCUUCUGGUGUCUGGCAUUAAUCUUGCACAUUUUAAGGCGCACAUUGACACGUUGUCAUAUCGUUUUCGUAUGGAUCAGAGUAGAAUGUGGUUUUUUCACAAGGGACACUGAUGUUGUAUUUUCUUUGUUGCUGUCUUUGCUGUGAUGUGCACAAACUAUAUGACAACUUUCACAUUAUAUUCCUCAGACUUUUAUACUUUUGCCUUAGAUCAGGUAGUUUUUAUAUAGGACUUACUACAUAUACUGUAUGUGUUUACAUCGAGGAGUUCACACACUCAUUUGUAAAUGUUAAUAUCAUGUCUGGUAGCCUUAUCAAGCAAGUCCUGAUUAAGUAAUGAUUUUCAUUGACUGUUCAAGGCUCAUGUUGUGGCAAUUAAAAUUUUUUGCACCAUU
This is a messenger RNA of Scatophagus argus, 2023 nucleotides long. RefSeq names its product cytosolic 5'-nucleotidase 1A-like. Gene Ontology annotation, cellular component: cytoplasm; cytosol. The coding region runs from base 105 to 1196 and encodes 363 amino acids. Gene Ontology annotation, biological process: nucleotide metabolic process; adenosine metabolic process. Gene Ontology annotation, molecular function: nucleotide binding; magnesium ion binding; 5'-nucleotidase activity. The record is from RefSeq and is a predicted model, not a curated record. The transcript has 6 exons. Lineage: Eukaryota; Metazoa; Chordata; Actinopteri; Scatophagidae.